GCAUCCUCAACCACCACAUCAAACAUACAAACCAAGCUCAAGCUACAACUGCACACACCCUUCUCUUUCUCUUUUUCUUUCUCUCUGUUCUUCUCAUUGUAUGGCCGCCAAUUCGAGUAGCCGAGGGAUCACCGCCUUGGGGAAGCGCGUCGCCAACAGGAUCUGGACCUCCAAAUCCCCCUCACCUCCUCCCACUUCCAGCAGAAAAGCAAGUGGAGGGGCAGCAUACAGCACUAGUUCGGUGUACGACAAGAACCCUGAUGAUCAGAUCCAGUCUGGACCUGUUCCAGACGAUGUGAUCCACGCCACUCAGUCCGGCAAGUACUGGGCCCCACACCCACAGACUGGUGUAUUUGGGCCUCCCGGCGACCACCUUGCUUCUCCUCCGACCUCCUCCACUGGCGGCGGAGAAAGCUCCUUUCACUCUGAUGUGCUGGAGGAGAAGGCCUGGUUCCGCCCCACGAGCCUGGAGGAUUUGGAGAAGCCUCACAGUCUUCCUUGAUCACCAACUGCACUCAACGAACCCUUUGGUUAAGACAUUAUAUUAUUAAUAUUACAGAAUAAAUAAAAGACAGACAAACAACACUUGUCACUGUUAGUGAAUAAGUGAAAGUUUGUGUCGGUGAGUGAGUGAGUGAGCCUGGUGUGUGGGUUCGUUACUCCAUUUAGCUUGUUUUUGUAAAUUUACCGACUACCUUCUAUCUAGCAUAAUCAUGUAUGUCUCUUCUUUCUGUUUUCAUACUACUUUGAAUAUCAGACUUAUGCCUAUGCUUUUACUCAUAAA
Vigna umbellata (rice bean) is the source of this 784-nucleotide messenger RNA. Its product is annotated as late embryogenesis abundant protein At5g17165. NCBI's taxonomy places the organism in Eukaryota, Viridiplantae, Streptophyta, Magnoliopsida, Fabales, Fabaceae. The record is from RefSeq and is a predicted model, not a curated record.